This is a messenger RNA of Dacryopinax primogenitus, 1590 nucleotides long. RefSeq names its product MFS general substrate transporter. Gene Ontology annotation, molecular function: transmembrane transporter activity. The transcript has 7 exons. Gene Ontology annotation, biological process: transmembrane transport. The record is from RefSeq and is a predicted model, not a curated record. Bases 1 to 1590 code for a protein of 529 amino acids. NCBI's taxonomy places the organism in Eukaryota, Fungi, Basidiomycota, Dacrymycetes, Dacrymycetales, Dacrymycetaceae.
AUGAUCCGUGCGUUAGCACUUCUCUGUGCAUGUGCACUGAGCGUAGGCAGUCACUAUGCGCAGUACUUCCUCGGCCCGAUCAAGUCCCGCCUCUCGCGCGAAAUGGGCACCUCCAACGCCCAAUUCUCGCUUCUCAUCGCCUCCUUCAGCCUAAACAACACCUGGACGCCGCUGCUCGGUGGUCUCCUUACCGCCCGUCUAGGGACAGCCUGGUCGAGCGUGCUGGCCACUUCGCUCAUCUUCGUCGGCCAGCUCAUCCUCCUCCUGGGCGAUACGCUCGAAAGCGUGCGCCUGAUGAGCCUAGGCUUUUUCGUCUUCGGCCUGGGGAUAAGCCCGCUCGCAGUAGUCCAGGAAACGAUUAUCGUGCGGUUCUUUUCCUCGCACGGGCUCGGUAUCUCCCUCGCUCUCGGACUGCUGGCAGGCAAGGGCGCAAGCUUUGUCAGCGCCAUCACGAGUUUCCCUCUGUCGGAACGUUUUGGCCCUAGAGCACCGUUCGUCGUCGCUACCCUCCUAGCGGGGUUCUCGUUCGCUGUCAACCUCCUCUACCUAUCGUACAGCGCUUGGUUUGCCCGUUCCACAGGGGUAGGGCUGGAGGAAGGUGAAGCCCGCGCAGCGGCGAGGAAGGCUCAGGCUGCGUCGGAGACUGGGCUCAGCGCGGCGGAGAGGAUGAGCGAAGCGGAAGCGCUGCGCCGGAUUGAGAGGAAGCGGAGGGUCCGAUUCCGGAAUAUCGGGAAACUGGGGGACGUCUUCUGGGCUUAUGUCGGGAUUAACGUGCUGUGCGGCGCGAUAUGGGCGCCGUUCAUGCACCUCAGUGCGAACAUCAUCGAGCGCCGGUAUGGGCUCACAGAGGCUGACGCGGGAAGUCGCGCUAGCCUGUUGAUGGCAGGGAGCAUCUUCCUCUAUCCUAUUUGUGGUUAUCUCACCGACCGGCUAAAGACAGCAACAGUCGUGCAUAAGAUGUUCGUCCUCUCUUCUAUCCUCACCCUCGUAUGUUAUUCUUGGCUCGCCUUGCCCCCGGAAUGGACCAAAUCCCCCACUCCCGCGCUGGUAGCCUUCAGCGGCGGGCAUGGAUUUGCUACUCUAUUACUCGUGAUCAUCGUACCCCAUCUCGUGCCUAUCAAAUACGUCUCCUCCGCACUCGGAGUGCACAAAGCCCUCGAGCAAACCGGGUCCACCAUCUCCCAGACGCUUGCCGGUCUCCUGCUAGACAAAACCCGUUCCUCGACCCUGGACACGCCCAACAACCUGCAGGCGAUCUCCCUCCUCCUGCGGGCGUUCUUGGCCGUUAACGUCGUACAAUUAGUGUCGAUAUUGGGCAUGUGGAGGCUGCAGGACGAAGAACGGCCUGCCCAGCAAGAGGCACUCCACACCCGCACGUUCUCAGCCUCCUCCGCCCGGCCCCUGCUUUCCAAACCUUCACACCAUGUGCUCCCUCACGGAAAUAGGAAGCAUAUGAUGGCUCAUUCGCGGGUUGAGAAACGCCGAGGGGCGAUUUUCAUCCUUCUCAGUGGGCUCGCGAUCGUAGCUGCUUGGGUACUGUUUAUGGUCGUGGCGUGGGAGAAGCUGCAGGAUCGGGUUGCGAAGCGCUGA